Molecule: messenger RNA, 1330 nt
Organism: Tachyglossus aculeatus (Australian echidna)
Lineage: Eukaryota; Metazoa; Chordata; Mammalia; Monotremata; Tachyglossidae
Product: zona pellucida sperm-binding protein 3-like
Exons: 9
Coding region: 1-1308 (435 amino acids)
Biological process (GO): positive regulation of acrosome reaction; binding of sperm to zona pellucida; egg coat formation
Cellular component (GO): extracellular matrix
Molecular function (GO): acrosin binding
Source: RefSeq, a predicted model, not a curated record
AUGGGGCUCCUGAGCCGAUUGCAGGCUGUUCUUCUCUUCUGGGUGGUAUGGGAGGGGUGCUGUGUUGACCUCCUUGGGUUCCCUGAAAGCCCCUUCCCCUGGGCUCAGCGGGAUUUGGGGCAGACUCCACCCCCGGCUGUGACUGUGCGCUGUGAGGAGGCUCUGCUGGUGGUGACCGUGCAGAGGGACCUGUUCGGGACCGGACGGCUGGUCCGGGCUGAGGACGUGACGCUGGGCCUGGCUGCCUGUCCCCCUAUGGACUCUGACCCCAUGGAUACCACUGUCACCUUUGAGAUUGGGCUCCAUGAGUGUGGCACGGAGCUGCAGAUGACAUCGGAUUCGCUGAUCUACAGAACCGUCCUCUACUACAGCCCGAGCCCAGCCCGGAACCCCCUUAUAAUGAGGACCAACCCGGUGUCCGUCCCCAUCGAGUGCCGCUACCCCAGGAAGGACAAUGUGAGCAGUAGAGCCAUCCAGCCCACCUGGGUUCCCUUCCACUCCACGCUGUGGGCAGAGGAGAGGCUGGGCUUCUCCCUGCGUCUCAUGACCGAUGACUGGAGCAUGGAGAGGAGCUCCCUGUCCUUCCAGCUGGGGGAAAUCCUCCACAUCCAAGCUGAUGUCCAGACUGGCCACCAUGUGCCACUCAGGCUCUUUAUUGACCACUGUGUGGCCACCCCAACUCCAGACAAGGCUUCCACCCCUCAGUACAGGAUCAUCGACUUCAAUGGGUGCCUGGUGGACGGGAGAUGGGAUGAGGUCUCCUCGGCAUUCCUCUCCCCCAGACUCCAAGAGGACACCCUGCGCUUCAGGGUUGAUGUGUUCAGCUUUGCCGGAGAGCUGGGGAACCAGAUCUUCAUCACCUGCCACCUGAAAGUGACUGCUGUGGACCAGACCCCCGAUGCCCUGAACAAAGCCUGUUCCUAUGACCGAGCAACUGCUAGCUGGGCUCCAGUGGAGGGAACGAGCACCAUCUGCAACUGUUGUGAGCUGGGGAACUGCAAAUCCAUCCACCGGGCCAGGAGACUUGGCCCUGAAGGCAGGAGCGGGGGAAGGCGCCAGAGGCACGUGGCUUCUGGCCUCCCUUCAGAAAGGGAAACUGAGGCUGAUGUGGUGCUCGGACCACUGGUCAUCUCGGACGUGAGCAGAAACGGGGAGUCUCUCCAGGUCAAGCCGAAGGAAUCUGCCCCCAAAUCACCCCUAGGUGUUCCCCUGGAGCUGAUCCUGGCCCUGCUGUCAAUGAUCGGGGCUGUAGCCCUAAUCCUCAGCAUCUUCCUCCUCCUCAGACACAAGCCCGGCUCCCCGUUGUGAUCGGCCCUUCCUUCGCAAUAAA